Messenger RNA from Sebastes umbrosus (honeycomb rockfish), 1659 nucleotides. RefSeq names its product coagulation factor VII, like (gene f7l). NCBI's taxonomy places the organism in Eukaryota, Metazoa, Chordata, Actinopteri, Perciformes, Sebastidae. The record is from RefSeq and is a predicted model, not a curated record. Gene Ontology annotation, biological process: blood coagulation; proteolysis. The coding region runs from base 157 to 1455 and encodes 432 amino acids. Gene Ontology annotation, cellular component: extracellular region. Gene Ontology annotation, molecular function: serine-type endopeptidase activity; calcium ion binding. The transcript is spliced from 8 exons.
CGUCCACAUUCAGAACCCGACUGACAAACAGGAAGUACUACAGGAGUACUACUACGGUGAGAGUAUACGCAGUACUUGUACCUCGUCUCAGUGAAGUCAUCAGAGAGUCAUCAGAGAGGCUUCUGUGUGUUUUUACGACCUUUGAUCAGAACAAACAUGGCGUCCGUCAGCAGAGAGACGAGAAGACUCUUCUUCCUUCCAUUUCUCAUCAUCGCCGCUAUCCCAGCAUGCACUGGGCUUCCUGGAGGCGGCGGCGUGUUGGUGAGCAGACCCGAGGCCAGCGUCUUCCUGCAUCGUACUCGCCGGGCUAACUUGUGGUUUGAGGAGCUGCGUAGCGGCGACCUGGAGCGGGAGUGUCGGGAGGAGAAGUGCUCGUACGAGGAGGCCAAGGAGAUCUUCGCUCUGCCUCAGCAGCUGGAGGUGUUCUGGAGGCUCUACACAGCGGUGGACCACUGCCUGUCGUCUCCCUGUAAGAACGGAGCCACCUGUACUCGCCAGGUGGACACCUACGUCUGUAAAUGUCCCCCUGGUUUCCACGGACACACCUGUGACAAAGCUCGUCUGACGUCCCGCGGCUGUCGCUAUAGAAACGGAGGAUGUGAACAUUUCUGCAAAGAGUUCCCGGAUCGCUCUCACGUCUGUUUCUGUGCUCCGGGGUACCGUCUGCACCAGGACGCCGGCGCCUGUGUGCCCGAAGACGCUGUGGCCUGUGGAAGACCUCAGAUCCACUUUGCCCCGAGGGUUGUCAACGGGGUGAUCUGCCCUAAAGGACACUGUCCGUGGCAGGCGCUGCUAACUGAACGUAACGUUUUCAUCUGCGGAGCGAUCGUCCUGUCCGAUCGGUGGGUUUUAACUGCUGCUCACUGCGUCUGGGGGAAACUUGCCGCCGUCUUAAACGUCACGGUCGGUGAACACGACCUCAACGAGAACGACCGGACUGAGCAGAAGCGGCGGGUGGUGAAGGUGCUGAUCCACCGCGGCUACAACAAGACCAGCUCCGACAGCGACAUCGCCAUGCUGAGGCUGCACCGCCCGGUCAAACUGGGACCCUACGUGGUUCCCAUCUGCCUUCCCGCUCGGAACAGCUCCUUCAGCCGAACCCUGGCGGCCAUCCGCCACUCCACCGUGUCCGGUUGGGGGCGCCUGUCGCGGUUCGGUCCCGCCGCCGGGAUCCUCCAGCGGCUGGUGCUGCCGAGAGUCCCGCAGCAGGAGUGCCGCCUCCACACCAAGCUGAACAUCACCAGGAACAUGCUCUGCGCCGGGCUGAAGACCGGCGGCCAGGACGCCUGCAGGGGCGACAGCGGCGGCCCUCUGGUGACGCGCUACAAGAAGACCUGGUUCCUGACGGGCGUGGUGAGCUGGGGGAAGGGCUGCGCCAACGAAAACCUGUACGGGGUCUACACCAGAGUCAGCAACUUCCUGGACUGGAUCCAGGACAUCAUGUCCACCGUCUGAGAUGUUCAGGUCCAAACCCAGAAGAAGUUAUUACUCAACCGGAGAGUUCAUAACCUGUACUAAUACAGAUAUACAGAUGUGUAAUACAGCUAUACAGAUGUGUAAUACAGAUAUACAGAUGUGUAAUACAGAUAUACAGAUGUGUAAUACAGAUGCUGCUGAUUGGGUAAUUUGUCAACAAAUAAAAGAUGAAGACAAACUGAA